This is a messenger RNA of Caenorhabditis sp. 36 PRJEB53466, 6605 nucleotides long. The record is from the annotation of a GenBank genome assembly. NCBI's taxonomy places the organism in Eukaryota, Metazoa, Nematoda, Chromadorea, Rhabditida, Rhabditidae.
AUGGAUUUGGAUCUGGAACUCAACUCGCGUCUCAAGGCCUACCGUUUCAUUGCCUACUCGGCAGUCACUCUUUCUGUGGCCGCUGUUUUUGGAGUGAGUUUGACAAAAAAAAGGUGGCACACCGAUCGGUUGGUGAUUUCAGAUCUGCUUCACUCUUCCGAUGCUUCACAACUAUGUGGCGGGCAUGAAGACACACGUGGGCAAGGAGUUGAACUUGUGUAAGCAUACCACGUCUGAUCUGUUCGCUGAGAUGGCACACAUUAAGGUGAGACAUUUUCUUCCUCCUCCUUCCUUUUUUCAUUUCUUCUUUUGCCAGAAGAGCUCCAAAAACGCGACCCGCUUCGGAAGACAAGCCGGAUACGGAGAGGCCGCCGAGUACGACGACGACGCAGCGGUGGAAGUUGGCCCUGCCGCUGUUUCCAGCGGCUCCUGCUCAGGAUGCUGUCAGCCGGGACCAACCGGUCCACCGGGACCUCCCGGACAGCCGGGACGCCCAGGAAAGCCGGGAGUGUGCGGAACGCCAGGAAACCCAGGAAAGCCGAGCGGACUUCCUUGCGAUCCAGUCACUGUUCCACCAUGCAAGCCAUGUCCGCCGGGAGCAGCCGGAGAGCCAGGACGUGACGGAGCUCCAGGAGCACCAGGAAAGCCAGGUCAGCCAGGAGUUGGAGGAGGAGCCGGAGCACCAGGACCAGCAGGACCAAAGGGAGCGCCAGGAGCGCCAGGAAAUCCAGGAAGAGCCGGACAACCAGGACAGGCCGGAGAGCCAGGAGCCAGCUCAAAUGAGGCCGGACAGCCAGGAGCACCAGGACAGCCAGGACCACGUGGACCACCAGGAUCCGCCGGAAGCCCAGGAGCCAACGGACAAGCCGGAGCGCCAGGACAGCCGGGAUCCCGUGGAAACGAUGGAGCACCAGGAAACGACGGAAAGCCAGGAGCUCCGGGAGCACCAGGACAGUCCGGAGGAGCCGGAGAGAAGGGAAUUUGCCCCAAGUACUGCGCCAUCGACGGAGGUGUCUUCUUCGAGGACGGAACUCGCCGCAGACGUUAGAUUUACCAGCAUUUUUACGAACGGUAAAAACGAAAAUAAACUUUCUGAUAUUCACCUGUUUUAUCACACUUGUUUUAUCACAAAAAGCAGGCUCGGAUAAUAGUCAUAAUCUUGAUCUCUUAAUCUUCUAUUUUUCAACCUACAUAUCAGUCUUUGGUAAAUAAUCGAGGUAACAAUAACGAAGAUUCUAGGGGCCUGACGCGCUUCUUUUGUGUUCUUUGAGAACUUUGCUCCGGACGUCUGCCUUCACACGACACUGGAUUGUGAUUACAAUAGCCCCCUCCCUAUAUAUCCCUAAAGACCCAAGAAAAAAGAUCUCUCAACACUAUUUGUUUUUUGGUGUCAGCACCUACCUGCCUUAGCCUUAGACAUCCUCGCAUCCUAUAAAAGCGAGAUUAAUUCCGGCAGACGCAUUGCAAUCGUCAUGAUCGACCCAAUCUCCUUAUUUUUCGUCACUUUUCACACUUUUGCGGCACUCGUCGGAUGCUCACUCAAUGCUAUCGUCGUCUUUUUGGCUAUCUUCCGGAGUCCUAAGGUCGAGUGCAACAUCAGCGAACCGUAGGCGUACUUUCCGUGUUCAGGCCAUCGCCGCCUACACCACAAUUCUGCUCAACUUUGCAAUAACCGACUUCCUCGCGUGUUUCACCGACCUUUUCAUUCAAAUGCGUCACAUUCCGGCCGGAUUCACGCUCGCCUACACGUCCCGAGGAUUGUGCACACUUGUCGGCCCGCACUUUUGUUUCCUCGUGUGAGAAACAUCCUCUAGAUGGUAGAAAGAACAAGCAAAACCUGAGAUCGUUUCAGCUACAGCAUCAACAUCUCGCUAGUGGCGCACGGUCUGUGGUCGUUACUUUUGGGCUUCGCCUACCGAUACUACAUACUUUUCCAUCCCGCGCCUACUAGAAAAAUGCUGAUUUUCGUGUUGCUCCUCAUUUAUAUACCAUCGUUCGCACAAAUGGUGAGAGGCUCGGUGAAACUGAAACACACCACUUGUCGUUUAGUUCAUUUUCCUGCUCGCCGACGAUGAUCCGGUGGAGAUCAAGCGAAUUCUGAUGGAACGAUUGCCAGAGUAUGAAUUCGAGAACGCGACAGUCUACGGAACUAUCGAUAUCAUCGAGUUCCCGGCAAUGUACACGAUUCUUCAUAUGACGUGUCCGAUAACUCCAGUCUACAUAACUAUUUGGAUACUACGAAAGAAAAUUAUAGGAAAACUGGUGGCAAACACGAAGGAUAUGUCUACAAACACCCGAGAAAUGCACAGACAACUCUUAAAAGUGGGUCCAAGUGCCCGCCGCCGAUUUUGUCAAGCAAAAGUUUCAGGCGCUGACGUGGCAAGCGUUGAUUCCCGGCUUCUACUUAAUGAGCAUCGCUUCCUACGUCAUUGCUCAGUUCUUUUUCAACCAUCCAAUCUUCGAGUACACCACACUCACCGGAUUUUUGUUCAUGCCCGUGCUAUCCCCGUUGUCCUGUUUGAUUUUCAUCCAGAUCUAUAGAAAGCGAGUACUCUCAUGGUUGGUUUAUUUGAAAGCGUGCAUGUCAUUCCGAGAAUUUGUGCUAUUCAGGUGGUACACUUUGAUCGGGAAGCCAAUACCCGAAGAAUGGCAUGCGGUUCUCAAUAGCGCCGUGAAAGUAGCCACAACUCCCGGACAUGUCUCUAGUGUCAUGCAGUCCACCGAAAUCAAGUCUAAACAUUGAUGCUCACAGUGAAAUAAACGUUUGAAUGUUCGUUAUCAUCACGUGCUCUCGUCUCUCCUCUUAUCGGGUCGCUUCUUCACAUUUCCAUUCACUUUUCCGUAAUAUGAAACUUCAAUUUCUCCUAUUCCUAAUCUUCUCGUUCUUUUCACUUUGCCAACCGGCUCCGCGUUUCAACUGCUUCCCAGAGCCCAAAUCCAUAAGUCAAUCUGCUUGUGAGGCAAGAGGGUGUAUUUGGAACUCGCUAAGUGCCACUACUGUAGAAGGAGAACCUGUCUGUUAUUUCAAAGACGGAGUUGGCUACAGGGUAGCAAAACAGAAUGGAACAGUCUACGAUUUGGAGAAGAAUAAUGGUCCUCGCAAUCCGUGGGGCGACGAUUUUCGGGUGCUCAGCGUUCUUAAUGUGGAGUUGAUUUCGAGUCGUCUUCCAGAAUAUUCAACUUUCCACCACAACACUUGGAAGCGUGUUGAACAUCAAAAUCGGAGUGGACGGACGGUAUGAACCGCCCGUCGACUUCCCGAGAACAACGUUGACUUCGCCCGAUACUCUCCUAUUCACCACCACCUCUUCUGACGACCUUUUCUGGUUCUCGGUGAUUCGAAAUAGCACGAAUCGGAAGAUUUUCGACACUUCCCUCGGCGGCCUCAUAUUUUCCGAUCAAUUUCUGCAGCUGGCCACCUAUCUUCCGAGCGAGAAUAUGUACGGAUGGGGUGAGAAUGCGCAUCAAACGUUGAAGGUGAGUGGCCAUCUCAAACGAUAUUCCAUCGUCAUAUUCCAGCACAACUUCUCCCGCUAUCUCACAUGGGGCAUGUUGGCUCGUGACCAACCGCCCAACUCCUACACCCUCGACACAAUGAAUCUGUACGGUGUGCAUCCGUUUUUCAUGAUUCUGGAGCCGGACGGAAACGCGCACGGAGUACUCGUAUUCAACUCGAAUCCACAAGAGCUCACAACUGCACCUGGACCGUCUUUAAUUUACAGAACUAUCGGCGGCAACCUGGACUUGUACUUUUUCCCAGGACCGAGUCCGGGGGAAGUGACUCAACAAUACUUGGCGUUUAUCGGCAGACCAUUUCUGCCCGCGUACUGGGCGCUCGGAUAUCAGUUGUCGAGGUACGGAUACAGUGGAUUGGAUGAGAUGAAGCAAAGGAUCGGAGCUGUGAGAGAUGCCGGCAUUCCGUUGGACAUUGCGGUCGCCGACAUUGAUUACAUGAAUCGGUACAAAGAUUUCAGUACGAACGAGGUGAGCGAGAGAUGCUAACGAAUGAGAAUCGAAUAGAACGUUCAGAAGUGGAGUGGUUUCGAGGACUACGUGAAACAAAUGCACGGUUGGGACAUGAAAAUGAUUCCGAUCUUCGAUCCGGCCGUCGAAGCCGACUAUCUACCCUUCCAACGGGCUCAAGCUGCACACGCCAAGUUUAUCGAAUGGGAAUCGUAUUCGCAAGUUCAGCACACGAUUCAAAGUCUCUAUCCGAUGGCGACGAACACGAAAAUAAUGUUGGGAGUGGUUUGGCCGGAUCAACACGUCGCAUUCCCGGAUUUUUUGGAUUCGACGGGACGGACUCAGGCUUGGUGGAAGGACGAGUUGGAGUUGUACCAUAGCCGAAUGCCAUACGACGCGAUAUGGAUUGAUAUGAACGAGCCGGCGAACUUUGGCACAAAUGAACAGCAUCCUUGGUACUUUGACAGUGCCGAUCAUCCGAAUGAUGCUCCGUUGUUCUGUCCAACUAAUGGUUCCAACCGAUGGGAUCUACCCCCCUAUCAGACGCAUUCCGUCUACUAUUAUGGAGGAAAUUCGAAUGUGAGUAACGCAUUGGGCUCAUAGACUCUACUUAGAGCGUCUUUUCAGAAUGCAUACCUCUCCUCGAAGACGGUGUGCAUGACAGGUGUCCAGAACAACGGAACUUACCGAUUCUACGACGUGAAAAAUAUUUACGGACUCACAGAAGCGAUAUAUACGCAGCAGGCUCUGUUGGAUGUGACCGGAAAGAGAGGAGCUGUGGUAUCUAGGUCUGAGAUUGCUGAUAAUCUCACAAACACUCUACACGGUCUCCCAGGGCGCUAAUGCUAAACACAGUGCGCUCGUAAAUUGCGGAGUGUCGUUGUAACUUUUGAAAAUUUGCAGGUCUAAAAAUGCAGUUCAAUUCGAGUUUACGACCUUUAUUUCUAUCUUUUUGACUUGAAAAACGUCUAGAAAACAAUAUUCUACUGAUUGGAAACCGUUCUUUACAGAAUUUAGAGUUUUUCAUGUUUUUAGCGUCUUUUUCGCAUUUCGUCAAAACUUCAAACCUAUAUAUUUCAGCUCAUUUUGCAUUUCAUGAGCCCAACGAACGAUAAAAAUGUUCGCCGAAUCUUUCUUCACAAAAUUCAGGUUCCGGCGGUUAGUUUUCUUGAGCAGUUUUCGAAAACUAUUCGAAAAACAUCAAAAUCCAGGCCAAAACCUUCAAAUCUAAAUAACUCGGCUAAUUCUCAACGAUAUGCGAGAUUUCUGUUACCAAAACGUAGCCAGUGCUCCAAUUAUUCGAAUCCAUGUUGCAAGCGUACAAAAAAAUAGGUGUAUUGUACAAAAAACAUGGAAAGAACGCGAACUCCCGUUGAAAAUUAAUUAAUCGGCCGCCGCGUAAAUCGACACAGCCCGCCUGUUGCAAGUGCGCCCCAUUGAAAUCAGACCGUGCUCUACUUUACUUUUCUUCUUCAGGUCAACGUUUCCCUCGGCUGGAAGAUAUACUGGACAUUGGCUGGGAGACAACACCGCUCAGUGGGAAGACUUGAGAACUUCAGUGAUUGGUGCGCAAGAGUUCAACUUGUUCGGAAUCCCGUAAGUCAUUAUCGCAAACGCCAGAAAAGUCGUGAUCCUUUUUUCACUCUUGCAGAUAUGUCGGCUCAGACGUUUGCGGAUUUCUGGGCACCUCCAACGAGGAACUCUGCUUGCGUUGGCAACAAAUGGGCGCGUUUCACAGCUUCUUUCGCAAUCACAACACCCUCGGAGCGCCCGCCCAAGACCCGGCCGUGUGGCCGUCAGUCGCGUCUGCCACAAAAACCGCGAAUCUCUUCCGUUAUCAGUAUCUCCCGUACCUCUUCAGUCUCCAUUUUCAAGCCUCCAAAGAUGGUCUUACUGUGAUUCGUCCCCUCUUUUUCGAGUUUCCAACUGACUCAGAAGUCGUCGAUUUGGGAUAUCAGUUCAUGUGGGGUUCGAGAAUUUUGGUGUCUCCUGUCGUGUGGCAAGGGGCUGCCAGCACAAACGUUUACUUGCCGAAUGUUUUGUGGUAUUCUCUGUUCGAUUACAUGUACGGAAGCAGGAUCAGUGCAGGAUACAGUACGCUUCCGUCUCCGACCACUUCCAGGAUUCCGGUGUUUGUCAGAGGUUCUUAUUUGAGGUUGUUCAAAUCAAAAACAUUGUAAUUAAUAAUUUCAGGCGGCAGCGUAAUUCCCCGUCAAACACCAACCGUCACUACCACAAUGAGCCGUCUGAACCCGUUCGAAUUGCUCAUUGCUCCUUGCGAUUUGGGCGCCGCCGCUGGAGUUUUGUACUGGGACGACGGACAGCGAAUCGUCGACUCUUUCGACUCGCACGACUACCAUCAACUCAACUUUUCGUUCAACUCAUCAAAGAGCGGCGCAGUUUUGGAAAUCACACGCGCUCGAAAGGCUUCCUUCCCGCUGCCGACUCUAAAUAUUCUGGAGAUCUUCAACUAUCCGGCGCCGCCAAACUUCCGCUCUUUUCUGCUCAACGGAAAAUCGAUCAAUGUCAAUGUUCAGAGCUCAACGUACUCUGGAAUUACAAAAACGUUAUACAUCUCAACAAAUGGGCUCAUUGAUUUGAUGUCUGCCGAUGUAAUCACUCUCCAAUGGUCCAACGUUUGA